Elaeis guineensis (African oil palm) is the source of this 1393-nucleotide messenger RNA. The record is from RefSeq and is a predicted model, not a curated record. Lineage: Eukaryota; Viridiplantae; Streptophyta; Magnoliopsida; Arecales; Arecaceae.
AAGAAGUCUUGGUCUCUCCACUGCAAGAAGAUGGUUCGCUGCGUUGCCAAACUCACGGACGAUCUCGUGGCCGAGAUCCUUUCUCGCCUACCGACCAGGUCCUUUUUCCGGUUCCAAUGCAUCUCCAAGUCGUGGCUCGCCCUUUCCUCUGAUCCUUGCUAUCAGAACAAGUUCCCUCGUGCUGCAUCUGGCCUCUUCUUCAAUGUCCCCGAUGGAGGCUCGGCGCCCAUUCACAGGGCGAGGAGAGGUAUACAAUAUAUUAGCCUCUCAAACAAUGAUGAUGAUCUUGCCAUCGACACCACUCUCAAUUUCUUACCCAACAUAUGCAAUAUGGAGGUCCUCAGCUCCUGCAACGGGCUGCUCCUCUGCCGCUCGUGGGUUGCACAGAGCUGGGGUCUAACCCCUUGCGGCGUUAAGGCUCAAUCCAUCUAUGUCUGCAAUCCCGCCACUAGCGAGUGGGUCAUUGUCCCUAAGGCAAAUGACACAUAUAACUACCACUACCUAGCUUUGGGCUUCGAUCCUCGUCUCUCCCGCCACUACCAUGUUCUCUGCUUCGACUUCUACAAGAUCCUUAGGUUUAUGAUCUUUUCGAGUGAGACAAACGAGUGGGUCGUCAGCGAAGUCUUCGACGGCAAAAACUAUCACGAACCACAAGCUACUUUCUUCCACGGAAUUUUCCACUUUACAAACGGUCUGAACCAAGUCUUGGGAGUUGAUCCGGAGGGAAAGAUCUGCCGCAGAAUUGAGCUGCCUGAAUCUGAUGGGAUAGAAUGUCUUGGACUCUCAGGAGGUUAUUUGCAUUACAUGCUGCAAAGCAAGGAUGAGAUAAAGGUCUGGAUGCUCAAGGACUAUUCUCAUGUGGAAUGGGUGUUGAAGUCUUGCAUUAAUAUCAGAGCUAUGUUACAGAACCAUGGGAUCUUUGAAACACAAAAUGUUCAUGGGAUCUCUGAAACACAAAAUAUUCAUAUCUUGGAAUUUCAUCCAGAUGUUGAUGUUGUUUUCCUUCGAAUAAAGCAGAAGAUCUUCUCAUAUCACUUAAACAGCGGCAGAUUGGAAGAAGUUGGCGACUUGUCCUAUAUAUACGGUCCAGGAUGUGCUGUUUAUUCACCCCGCUUAUCGAAGGGGUUUGGCGAUGAGGUUGCCUAAUGGGAUGGACGAGGGACAGGUUAUAUGCAUUGUUCUUGGCAACAGAUCAAGACGUGUUAGAGGUCUGUAAAAUUUACCAUCUAUUGUCUUGUGGUUUUCACCUACUUGAAUCCUGCCUUCGUAGUUUAACUGUGAAGAUAUUCAUCAAUCGUGGAAUAUAUGUUAUUUGAUGCGGAACCAGCGCACCUACAUCAUCAUUAUUGUUUUGUCCUGGAAAAGAUGAAUUAUGUGACUUGGCAUUCCAUUC